This is a messenger RNA of Peronospora matthiolae, 300 nucleotides long. Lineage: Eukaryota; Oomycota; Peronosporomycetes; Peronosporales; Peronosporaceae. The record is from the annotation of a GenBank genome assembly.
AUGUCAGAGAUCUCUCGUUCUCGAGCUGAGCAAAGGCAAACUCAGCUCGAUGCUUCGAGGCAGUGUCCGCCAUUUGGAGACGCCUAUUCCGCUCAUGUUCGAGAUCGUCGCGUAACCCUUGCGUUACGCGAUCAAAGAAGCUCUCGGGAACACACGGAUCCCCACGAUCGUGUGGAGAGCGUCUUUACUCCUCCUCUACCUCCAUUGGAGGACUCUCGCGGUGGCCAGCGCUAUCUGGUUGAGCGGCUGUUGAACCACCGCGAUGUGAACGAACGUCGGACGAGUUAUCUCGUCCAAUAA